AUGCUGCGGCGCUCUGCCGGCAGGGUGUUGCCUGGACCGUUGCCACCGCCCGGCCGUGAAUCCCCGGGAGUGAGACAGGCCUGGGGAGGUGGGAGGGACCACCCCCGCUGCCCUACAGAAGUCCGCGGGGCUGUAGUGUUGGCAGCCCCUCCAGUAACGCUUGUCACCUCCUGGGUGUCCCUGCUUUGGUUUGGGGUUGUCUUGUCUAAAGACCUCCCGCAGCAGAGGUGCGGCAUUGCCCUCCGAUCGGUGCCUAGUGGCAGCGAUGACAAAGCUGAUACCUCAAAUGAUGCUGGAGAAGCUAGCAAACCUGCAGACAUGCCUGCACAGAGAAGAAAACGGAUCUCUACCAUGCCUAAUCUUGUCAAACCCAGAGCUGGACCUUCAUCUGCUCAGCAAUCUGCAUCAAAACUGCAGAGGAGAGCGUCACAGACUGCUGAUGGCAGUGCUUCAUUUCAGGAUUCCUCUCAAUCAGAAAAAAGUAGUGUUGAAAGCUCUUUAAAGUGUCCCAUGCUGCCCGAAAAGAAAACACCAGUGCCACAAGUGCCACAGUUUUCACCACUAAAAAAGUCAGUGAACAAAGAGCAAACUGUAGGUGCAGCUGCUCAAAAAAGUGAUGAUAUGUUGCAGAAGAAUGUACCCUCCCCACUCAAGGAGAGACCAACACAGGAAAAAUCAGGAAUGCAAGAGGGAAAGCUGCCUACGAAACCUUCUUCUGUAAAAGAGAAACGAGUAUGUUCUGACCGGGAAAGGAUCCUCAAAGCUCGGAAGUUAAGAGAAAUGCUUAAGGAAGAGCUGAAGAAAGAGCGGAAACAGUUGAAACACAGGCCUCCAGUAAUUGAAGGACAUUCUCCACCAGAUCGUUCUAAAAUGACCAUGAGGGACUUGAUAUACUAUCUGCCAGAAAACAACCCUAUGAAGUCUUCAUUAGCAGAAGAAAAGAGAACAGAAAAAAAUUCUGCAGUGGGUCAAAUUAAGGAACAGCAAGAGAAAAAUACUCCUGAUCAUGAAGAGGAAGAAGAGGAUGAAGCAGCAGAGAAUGGGGAGGAGAAUCAGGAUGGUCCACUUCUAGUUCCUCGUGUGAAAGUAGCAGAGGAUGGUUCCAUUAUUCUGGAUGAAGAAAGUUUAACUGUAGAAGUCCUAAGAACAAAAGGUCCAUGUGUUGUAGAAGAAAAUGAUCCCAUCUUUGAGCGUGGCUCUACAACUACAUAUUCCAGCUUCAGGAAAAGUUUUUACACAAAACCAUGGUCAAAUAAAGAAACAGACAUGUUCUUUUUAGCUAUCAGCAUGGUAGGAACAGACUUCUCCUUGAUUGGACGGCUAUUUCCUCAUAGAGCCAGAGCAGAAAUUAAGAACAAGUUCAAACGUGAGGAAAAAGCUAAUGGAUGGAGAAUAGACAAAGCUUUUAAAGAAAAGCGGCCCUUUGAUUUUGAAUUCUUUGCCCAGCUGCUUGAAAAGGUCUUAGCAGAUGAGGAAAAGCGGAAGCAAAAAACUGUUAAAAGCCAGAAGCCAAAGGAAAAGAAGCCAUCAAAGCCUCGGAAGAAGCCAAAAGGUACUUCAAAAGAAUGCUUGAGAUAG
Messenger RNA from Mesitornis unicolor (brown roatelo), 1578 nucleotides. It is a transcript of the gene BDP1, whose product is annotated as B double prime 1, subunit of RNA polymerase III transcription initiation factor IIIB. Gene Ontology annotation, molecular function: TFIIIC-class transcription factor complex binding. Gene Ontology annotation, cellular component: transcription factor TFIIIB complex. The record is from RefSeq and is a predicted model, not a curated record. Gene Ontology annotation, biological process: RNA polymerase III preinitiation complex assembly. Lineage: Eukaryota; Metazoa; Chordata; Aves; Mesitornithiformes; Mesitornithidae. The transcript is spliced from 9 exons. The coding region runs from base 1 to 1578 and encodes 525 amino acids.